GCGACACCACACCACAGCGAUCCCGCUGGAUCCCGCUUUACUUUUGGGGCAGCGCGCCCAGUUGGUUGCAAGCCGCAGGACAGAGUAGCUGUGUGGUGAAUUUGCGCAAAGACAGAAAUUUGUGACGAGAACCCUCGUCCGCUGAGAGAUGUGCUACAAGGCCAGGAAAAGAAUGUUUUCAGUGAGAAUAAUUACAGUAAGAACGGAAAUGUUACGGAUUUGAUUGCUGUCUUGGCGCGAAUUAUUACCCUCUCGUAGCCUAGCUUUUUUUUCGCAACUGUAAUAAUCUGGGUGCCCCCUACUCAGUUUUGUGAAUGUCAUACUUUCUUUAUUUUUUAUUAUUUCUGUUUCCGUAAAGUUUCUUUACGCUUUUUGGCCUCUCUUUUUUUUCUAGCAACCCUGAACACAACUUCUGCCCCCUCCCGUUCCAAAAGUAGAACCUCAGCCCCCUCGAAAGGCGCCCAAGCAGGCGAGCACAAGUCACAGGGAGGCCGCAGUGCAAGUGCCACUGCCAGUGCCGCCUCGUCCAAGGACGUGCCGCCCAAGGCCAGGGCCCGGCCCACCAGCGGGGAGCCCGAGCAGGCGCCGGAGCCGCCGGAACCAGAGGAGCCGGAAGUGGAUCUAGAACCCAUCGUCAAGUCGCCGCCGGAGCCGACGCGGGUCAAAUCCCCGGAACAGAUCAUCAUGCGCUCGCCGGAGCCCGUCAACUGGACCGUCCCCUUGGACACCGGAAAGACUUUCACCGUCACCCAGAACGUCCCCGACGCCGACGGAGAGCGACCCACCCCCAGCCCAGCCCCACCGACCGCCGCGCCCAAAGCCUCAGAACCCUCAGCCCCGCCUAAGCCCGCCCCGCGCAAGCCUGACCCCAAGGCGGCGGCAGCGCCCGCGCCCCCGGCGGCCGCCCCGGCCGCACCCGCCUCCGCGGCCAGCACCAAGCCCGCGCAGCCAGAGGCCAAGACCACCGAGGCCAAGCCUGCCCCGGCCAAGAGCGACCCGAUGGCGGCGUCCACAUACGGCAGCCUCGGAGGCAAGACCGCGUCUCCGGCCAAGACCGCCUCCCCGGCCAAGACCGCCACUCCGACCAAGACCGCCUCACCGGCCAAGAGCGUCAAGGCUGAACCAUCCCCGGCCAAGUCGGCGGCCAGCGAGCCCAAGUCCGACCCCAUCUCGUCGUCCACCAUGGCGGGCUCGUACUCGGGCAGCAGCAUCCCGAUGACCGACUCGUCGCUCAUGGGGAGCAGUCUGGGCGGGGCCUCCCUCAAGACGGACCCCAUGACGGCGUCCUCGGCGGGCAGCCUCGCUGGCUCCCUCAAGUCCGACCCCAUGGCCAUGUCCAUGUCCGGGAGCAGCCUCGGGGGUUCGUCCUUGAAGUCGGAUCCCAUGGCCACGUCGAUGAUGGGUAGUAGCCUCGGGGGCUCGUCUUUGAAGUCGGACCCCAUGGCCAGCUCGAUGAUGGGUAGCAGUUUUGGCGGAUCCUCGCUCAAGUCGGACCCCAUGACCACGUCAAUGAUGGGCAGCUCCAUGAGCGGCUCCUUUGACCCCAUGACGUCGUCCAUGAUGGGCAGCAGUAUGGGGUCGUCCAAGGCUGAGCCUAUGAGCUCAGCCAAGAAGGACCCCAUGACCACGUCCGUCAUGGGCGGCCUGGGCAAGGACCCCAUGACCACCUCCAUCAUCGGCUCCCUAAACGGGGUGGAGGACAAGACUGCCUCUAGCACGACGGGCUCCUCGGCCAGCGGCACGCUGAAGUGCCUGGAGGAUCCGUCAUUCGAGUUCGACAUGGGCCGUCAGCAGCCUAAGGCGACCCCCAAGGUGCAGAUCCCGACCCCUGGCGGUGCCGGAGGCGGCGCUGGAGGCGCUGCUGGAGGCGGUGCUGGCGGCGGCGCUGGUGGCUACCGGGUCCUGGAGGCGCCCACCCCGCCCCCAACCGCCUCCAGCCAGCAGCAACCUCCGCUCGCCUCCGCAGCGCUGGACAACGCGAGGGACAGGUUUGAUAAGUUCUGGGGGAAGGAGAAGGAGGGCCAGUUGUAAGUAGCGCUGGCCAGAUGGGUGUAGCAGUCUGAUUUUAACAAAAUGGGUAGUGGGUCUGGCGACGAAUGGACGUUGUCUCUUUUGCGGGUACUCAGUCCAUUCGGCGAGAUGUCCCCUUAAGUGAUAAAAGCCGGUGUGUAUAAAAAAGAGGAAAUGUGAUGUGGUGACGGUGUUGCGAGGUGAUUGUAAGCUGCAGCCAGUAGCAGCUCUUGGGCCUUUACAGUGUAGUUGAAAUCGCAUCCCCUCCCACCUGCGGCUGUAUCAAUCAAAUGGACCAAAGAAGCGUUACUGCCAACCUGGGCGGAGCUCACGGACAAGUGUGUGGAGGGCACGCGUUCAUCGGGAGUGGGAGUUUUUUAAACUCUAGCUAUGUCUCUCUCUCUCUCGCACACUCCCAUCUCGUAGUGCGUAACCUCUGUACACUUGCUGUGUGGGCAAACGUCUCAUUGUGCUGGUGAGCUGCUCUAGUCGAACACCGGCCCAGCAGGGCUGGCCCCUGACCUGGGCGGGGCUUUGCCCUCGUCACUGCCCUCGGCUCUGCCCUGGCCUCAGAACGGGGAUAUUCCGCGCCAGAGUCAGAGUUCGGUUUCAACAGGACAGAAUCACGUGAGACGGCCUCUGCCAAUUUUUAUUGUGUGAUUUGUGGGGCAGACCAAUUGGGUCCUGCGGUUUUGAUGCUUUCUCUCGUUUCCCAUAGACUUUUAAUGUUCGUGUUUUUAGGGCAAAGAGUCAUAACAUAGCUUUUGUGGUUUUAGGUGCUAUCGUCUGUUAUGACAGCAUUGAAGCAGUGUGAUGUCAUUUUGUACUGAAUUUCCACUUAGGUAAUUUUUCCCACGUUAUUAAAUAAUUGUUCGCCAUCUAUGUAACAUGAGAAAUCACGUCCAUUCAGUUUGAGGGUCAUGUUCAAAACUAAAAUGAUCUUCUAGAGUGUUUACUUCAUUAGCAUUUAUGGUAUAUCAUGGGUUGCCCACUCUGAAGGGAAAUGGACUGCAAAGUUUUCUCCUUGUGACACCCAAGCAGCACAAAAAGUAAGAGUGACUUCAAAAUGGCAACAGCAUUGGAUUUGUAGAAUAGGUAUUUUGACUGUUGCUCGACCUAAAGGUGCUUCUUGGGGUGCUUAUAUUGUGAUCAUUUGAAUGUGUGUAUGUGUAUUUAUCAUCGCAGUGCGGAAGGCUUAUGUCAAGUUUGAUUGACAUGCAAAUGUAAAACUUGUACAAAUGAACAAAAAUUCUAUGUAAAGCAAUUUGCUGGGAGCACAGUUGUGUUGUAUGCUGUUCGGAUAAGAACCUAUAUCUGGAGAGUGCAGUGUCACAAUUAUAUUAUUGUGUUAUGUAAAUACGAGAUUACUUUCGUUAUGCAAAGUAACAUAUUUGAAAACAAAGUUUAUGUUAAAAUAUUAUGGAAUAAUUUAAUGCCGUCGUGUUAUUUGAAAGAUAACUUCACUUUAAAAUGUCAGGUAAAGCUGGUCGGUUCUUAUACUUGUUUACAUAAUGACUGACUACAAUGUACUAUCUAAUUAUGGAAUUGUUGAUUGGAUUUGGCAAAGGUGUGUAAAACGACAUUGUUUUAAACAUUUUCGUCAAGACCAACACUAUCCACAUUUUAUCAUGCAAGGUAGAAAUAGUCAUUUCCAGUUCCACGGGUACAUUAGGAAUUUUUGUGUACUUCACGCCUUAAUUUCAUGUUUUGUCUAUUUUUGCGAUUUUUUCUUUAACCUGGUAAAUAAAGCUUAUUGCAAAAA
Molecule: messenger RNA, 3772 nt
Organism: Frankliniella occidentalis (western flower thrips)
Lineage: Eukaryota; Metazoa; Arthropoda; Insecta; Thysanoptera; Thripidae
Product: mucin-1-like
Exons: 4
Coding region: 685-2031 (448 amino acids)
Source: RefSeq, a predicted model, not a curated record